AAGAUGGGUGUCGACGGGGGAGUAGAGAUGCCAUCCGAAAGACUAGAAGUUUCCGCAUCAGGUUAUUGGAAGGCCAAAGCGGUGGGAGAGUCUAGAUGAUCCGUAACUCCAGGGGGGGAAGAGAUGGAUAUACGAUUAUAUAUAGGGAUGAGUUCCCACACAUUGCGUGAUUCGAUCUUCGGGAUCUUCAACACCUAAUUCUAUACGGUACGGCUGAAUUGCUAAGAUCAUCAUGAAAUCGACCCUCAUCGCAGCCUUGGCUGCAUUUAGCGCCAAGGUUUCCGCUCAUGCUACCUUUCAGGAUCUUUGGGUGAAUGGUGUUGAUAUGGGUGCCACAUGUGCUAGAUUACCUUCGUCCAAUUCCCCAGUCACAGAUGUCUCUUCGAAAGACAUCGCCUGCAAUGCCGGCACGAAGCCCGUCUCAGGGAAGUGCAGCGUCGCCGCAGGAUCAACAGUCACAGUCGAGAUCCACCAACAACCUGGCGACCGAGCCUGCAACACCGAAGCCAUCGGCGGCGCACACUACGGUCCCGUCCAAGUAUACAUGAGCUCCGUAUCCGACGCCUCGACUGCCGACGGUUCCUCGUCGUCAUGGUUUAAGAUCUUCGCCGAUACGUGGGCGAAGAACCCUUCAGGUGGCUCGGGUGAUGAUGAUUACUGGGGUACCAAGGAUAUUAACACAUGCUGCGGCCGCAUGGAUGUUAAGAUCCCCACCGAUCUAGCCCCCGGCGAUUACCUACUACGCGCCGAAGCCCUCGCCUUACACACUGCGGGUCAGAGCGGUGGUGCUCAAUUCUACAUGACGUGCUUCCAGCUCACCAUCACAGGCAGCGGUAGCGCUAAGCCAGCUGGUGUUUCGCUUCCCGGUGCGUAUAAGGCUAGUGACCCGGGCAUUCUCGUCAACAUCCACGCCGCGUUGUCUACCUAUGUUGCGCCCGGCCCAAGUGUGUACGCGAGCGGAUCGACGAAGAGUGCAGGUUCGCCGUGUAUCGGAUGCGCUAGUACCUGCACCGCGGGUAGUGGCCCGUCAAGCACUGCUGGUGCUGGUGCUACUCUUCCCACUAAAGUAGCGACGACUACAGCGGCUCAACCGUCAAGCACGAGCGGUGCUGGAGCGGGAUGCUCCGUAGAAAUGUACGGUCAAUGCGGUGGCUCUGGGUUUACCGGGUGCGGUACUUGCGGUAGCGGAACCUGUAAGAAGUUGAACGAGUACUAUUCGCAAUGUAGUUAGUACGACCAUAAGAGCAAUCAACAGGAUCGUAUAGGGGUGGUGAACUAUUCAGGAUCGCGUCGAGUUAGGCUAUCGGCCUGUCGCAUUACACCUGGCGUAAUGGUUUUUGAUAUAGCUUUUUAAUAUGACUUG
Hypoxylon trugodes is the source of this 1363-nucleotide messenger RNA. Its product is annotated as lytic polysaccharide monooxygenase. The coding region runs from base 233 to 1231 and encodes 332 amino acids. The transcript has 4 exons. Gene Ontology annotation, biological process: carbohydrate metabolic process. NCBI's taxonomy places the organism in Eukaryota, Fungi, Ascomycota, Sordariomycetes, Xylariales, Hypoxylaceae. Gene Ontology annotation, cellular component: extracellular region. Gene Ontology annotation, molecular function: cellulose binding. The record is from RefSeq and is a predicted model, not a curated record.